Messenger RNA from Aspergillus thermomutatus, 906 nucleotides. RefSeq names its product endo-1,4-beta-xylanase. The transcript has 8 exons. Gene Ontology annotation, biological process: carbohydrate metabolic process. Gene Ontology annotation, molecular function: hydrolase activity, hydrolyzing O-glycosyl compounds. The record is from RefSeq and is a predicted model, not a curated record. Bases 1 to 906 code for a protein of 301 amino acids. NCBI's taxonomy places the organism in Eukaryota, Fungi, Ascomycota, Eurotiomycetes, Eurotiales, Aspergillaceae.
AUGGUUGUCCUCAGCAAGCUCCUCAGCAGCAUUCUCUUUACCUCCCUCGUCUCGGCGGCCAGCAUCAACCAGGCCUUUACAGCCCAUGGCAAAAAGUACUUUGGCACCUGCAGCGACCAAGGUCUGCUCCAGAACUCGCAGAACGAGGCCAUUGUGCGCGCCGACUUUGGCCAGUUGACGCCGGAGAACAGCAUGAAGUGGGAUGCUACUGAGCCAUCGCGGGGAAACUUCAACUUUGCCGGUGCUGAUUAUCUAGUCAACUAUGCCAAACAGAAUGGCAAAAAGGUCCGCGGACACACCUUAGUCUGGCACUCCCAACUCCCCUCCUGGGUGUCGUCCAUCACCGACAAAAACACCCUGACCUCGGUGCUGAAAAACCACAUCACCACCGUGAUGACCCGGUACAAGGGCCAGAUCUACGCCUGGGACGUCGUCAACGAAAUCUUCAACGAGGACGGCUCCCUCCGCGACAGCGUCUUCUACCGGGUCCUCGGCGAGGACUUUGUGCGGAUUGCCUUUGAGACGGCGCGCUCCGUGGAUCCCUCUGCGAAGCUGUACAUCAACGACUACAAUCUCGACACGGCCAGCUACGCCAAAACGCAGGGGAUGGCGAGUCACGUCAAGAAGUGGUUGGCUGCGGGCAUUCCUAUUGACGGAAUCGCAUUGUCUGCCCUCGCCUCCUCCGGCGUCUCUGAGGUCGCUAUUACCGAGCUGGAUAUCGCGGGUGCGAGCUCCCAGGAUUACGUUAAUGUUGUCAAUGCAUGCUUGGGUGUCCAGCAGUGUGUGGGAAUCACCGUCUGGGGGGUGUCGGACAAGGACUCGUGGCGCUCCAGCUCGUCUCCGCUGUUGUUCAACAGCUACUACCAGCCCAAGGCGGCGUAUAAUGCCAUCAUUGCUGCUCUGUAA